Molecule: messenger RNA, 1134 nt
Organism: Talpa occidentalis (Iberian mole)
Lineage: Eukaryota; Metazoa; Chordata; Mammalia; Eulipotyphla; Talpidae
Gene: SSUH2
Product: ssu-2 homolog
Exons: 12
Coding region: 1-1134 (377 amino acids)
Source: RefSeq, a predicted model, not a curated record
AUGGACAGGGAUGGGAGCCGGAGCCGGGACGACAGUGUGGUGGACCUCAGCUUCCAGGCCAGGAGCCCUUUGGUGCCCCCAACCCAACUCCAGGAGACGCCGCCCAGCUAUGACUGGCUUUUUCAAAGGAGCGACCAACAGGAAUUCUUCCCACCUCUGGAGUCUCCAGGGAGAACCCAGGAACAGAGGCACUGGGCCUCCUUCCUGGAACACAAGGCGCCGGUGGUGACAGAGGCCGAGGCCCGGGAAGCGCUGCUGGGCUUUGUCAACGCCGAGUGCUGCCACGGCCGGGUGGCCGCCAGCGAGCUGGUCAUCUGGCAGCUGAAGCGGCAGACCCUGUGCAGGUACCGGCUGGAGACGUUCAGCGAGUCCAGGACCCGCGAGUGGACGUUCCAGCCCUUCUCCGGUCACUCUGUGGACGGGCCACAAAGAGGAGCCUCCCCCCGGCUCUGGGACAUCAAGGUCCAGGUCCCCCCGAUGUUCCAGGAGGACACCCGGAAGCUCCAGGUCCCUCACUCUUCCCUGGUCAAGGAGUGUCACAGGUGCCACGGCCGGGGGCGAGAUGCGUGUGGCGGCUGCCACGGGGCUGGCGUGGCCCGGUGUCCGGCCUGCAGCAGAGCCAAGCGCAGGGCCCGGCCGCCCCGCAGGUGUCAGAUGUGCUCCGGGUCCGGCCGGCGCAGGUGCAGCACGUGCUCGGGCAGGGGGAGCAAGCCCUGCGCCACCUGCAAGGGGGAGAAGAAGCUGCUGCACUUCAGCCAGCUGGUCAUCGCCUGGAAGAACAGCCUGUUUGAGUUUGUGUCCGAGCCGGGGCUGGACUGCCCCAGGGAGCUCCUGGCCAGAGCCAAAGGGGAGAGUCUGUUCAAGGACGAGAGCGCCAAGGUGUACCCCAUUGUGGACUUCCCCCUGCGGGAGAUCUGCCAGGCCUCCCGGCGGGGCCUCUCGGAGCACAGCGCCGCCCUGGCCUCCCGAGCCCGCGUCCUGCGCCAGCGCCAGACCAUCGAGCUGGUCCCCCUCACGGAAGUGCGUUACUGGUGCCGCGGGAGGACGCACGUCUGCUGCAUCUACGGCACCGACCACAGGGUGCACGCGGCCGGCCGCCCCCAGCCCUGCUGCUGUGCCUGCACCCUCCUCUGA